Molecule: messenger RNA, 2878 nt
Organism: Sclerotinia trifoliorum
Lineage: Eukaryota; Fungi; Ascomycota; Leotiomycetes; Helotiales; Sclerotiniaceae
Source: the annotation of a GenBank genome assembly
GAUGAUGGAUAUGUGGAAGUAAAGGAAAGCCCAAGGAAGAUCCAAUAUAUCAUUCGAGCACCCACCCCCGCAACAUCAACAUAAGAUGUGAGCAUUUUCUUCAAAGAGUUUAUCAACGGCUUCAAUUUAUAUACCAGGGAUUUUUGGGGGCCUCCUUCCUUUCCAACUACCGUCAUUCUUUUUUGGGUUUUGGAUUUGUUUCGAUUUUUGGGGAUUUUAUCUACAUUCUAUUGUGAGGUCUUUGCGAUAAUUACUUUUUACAUACACUUCGGAUACGAUACGAGAGGAUACGAGAGGAUACGAGAGGAUAGGAUAACUCACUGGGUGUAGACAUUGACGAGGUAGGAAAGGAAGGGAAAGGAAUAAAUCGAAUAACAUCAGACGAAUACACUUGGCUAUCUAUCUCUUCGACCUUUAAACCUUCACAGCUUCAUACCUUCACACCUUCAAACAUCUAAACAAUCACAACCAUCUUCAAUCGUUAUCCGGACUCGGGACGAAUCUUUCGGAACGGAAAGGAUAUAUUACUUUACAUUACAGGAACAUAAUUGAUUGUUCGCCGGUUCCAGAUCAAUUAACACGACCCUCUUCAGCAAAUUGGAUCAAUUGAACAUCCUUCCACCGACGACUAUACCAGUUGUCGAUUUGCAUAGGAAAAGUGAUGCUGGAACCACGAUUAUAAAGAUAUACCAUACCGUAUAUAUCUUUAAUUCUGAAUCAAAAUGGAUGGAAUUAUGGAAAAGGUGAAGGAGGUUUCCAUAUCGAAUUGGAGAUCUUCACAAUUGUCCAUCUCUUCGCAACUAUUCAUGUCGCACGAUCCAACGGCAUCACUUAUUCCUAUCCCUAUCCUUAUGCACAUCCCUACCAUGACGAAAAUGAUACCGCUAUCCCUCACAACCACAUCAUCGACAUUAUCUUUCAAAAAAUACACAUCUUCGACAUCUUCGACAUCUUCUACAUCUACAUCCAUUAGAUAUACAACUUCAAAUUAUACAUUUCUUUCUCCAAAUAAUAUAAUAAUACUUCUCACCAUAUUGUUAUCCUUUCUCGUUCAAACAUGUUCGGCGGAAUUCUACAUUGAAGAGCAAAUGAUGGAAGUGAGAGAAGAUAUCCCCGAAUUAUUCGCAUCGACAUUGGCACGACUAGCUAGAUCUGGUACUAUCUUAGUUGAUCAACAACCUGAUCCAUCACUCCCACGCGAUUCGGUACCAGAUUUUGAGACCUGGGAAAUUACUCAUCAUACAGGUAUUAGCUUGGGUUCAGGUAUGGAUGGAGAGGAAGAAAAAAGCGCAAGAGAAAAUAACAAUUCGAUUCAAAAUCAAGACAAUCAAAAAACUCAAGGGAAUCAAGACACAGAUCAAAUUGGGGAUCUAGUAUCAACUACCGAUGAAUUCGACUCCGACUCCGACUCCAACCUCGGUAUCGAUAAAAGAAACGUAGCAACAAUAACCUCUACAGCAACCAUCACUCCACCCAAAAUUACAGGUACAGCGACAGCAACAGUUACGGAUUCUUCCUCUUCAACACUGGCUUCCUCAGGAACAAGUAGUGGACAAUUGUCCGCUGCGACAGCGAGACCAAGUUUACCUACUCCGUUUGAUAGUGGGUUUACCAGUAAUGUUACUUCAACAUGUUCGAGUUUUAUGAUGAACUUCUUGGCGGAUGACAGUUUUAAAGCUUGUUUACCUUUUUCGUUGUUACUGCAGGUAAGGUUAUUACUUUACAUGUUAUUCUGUUUAUUCUCAUUCAAUCAUCAUUACCCAUUGCGCCAAUUAAGCCAUUCCCGUCCACGUCCAAUUCAUCCUUUCAUCACAUCCACCCCUCAAAUCAAUUGCUUAAUAAAUCCACAACUAAUCCAAAUCGCAGAACUCCAAUUCCUUCUUCCAAGCUUCCAAAUCCAUCGUCCGUAUAACCCAAACCCUCGAUGCCUCUUGUUCCGCAAACUCCCAAUCAUGCUCCAACCUAAUGAACUCCAUCGCCUCAAACAUCACCUCCCCAAACGCCUGCUCUACAGACCUCACUGCCGCCAAUCCCCUCGUAACCCAAGCUCGUCUUGGUCUCCUCGCCUACUCAAGCCUAUACACAGCAUCAUGUCUCAAAGAUCCCAUCAACGGCGCAUACUGCUACGCACAAGCCGUAACCAAUACCUCAUCUCCCACCGAUUCCUACAUCUACUAUCUACCCGUCAAUGUAUCCCUACCAGGCGGAAGUCAACCAACAUGUAACUCAUGUUUAAAAAAUACCAUGGCGAUUUUCGAACAAGCGGGUGCAGUGAGAUCGAGCGCUAUUGCGGGGACUUAUGAACAAGCCGCUGGUAUGAUUAACGUACAAUGUGGACCAGGGUUUGUAAAUGCGAGUUUACCUGCUGCAGCGGUAGUUACGGGGACGGCAACAAGUGCAGUGAUCAGAAGUGGGGCUAUAGAAGGAAUAGUAGGGUUAUUAAUGUUUUGGAUUAUGGUAUUAGGAAGACUGAUAUGAGAGUAUGUUUUAUUUUCUGUAUGGUGAUCAAAGAAAAAGAAACGUACGUAUAAGGCCAAGCCAGGCCCAAAACCUCGAUUUAGAGAGGAGGCUUAAUAUACAUUUACAUUAUAUUAUAUUAUAUUAUAUUAAUAUGUAGGGGGAUGAACGAGUAAAAUUUUCUCUUUUUAGGGAUAUGGAACUUGGGUUUGGAGCCUUGGGGUUGUAGUGUUGGUUGAUUGAUUUGGUUUAGAUAUAUACCCUGGAUUUGGAUUGGUUUGGAUUGGGAUGGGAUGGGAUUGGUGCUUUUAAAGAAAGAGAGAAAGAGGGUUUUUAAGGAGAAGGAGAGGGGAUUAGAAGAGAUUAGAUUAUAAUUUAUUUUUAUUUUUUAUAUAAAGAGAGUGUGUGUAUGUUUUAUUAG